UGGUAAUAUUUCCAGAAAAUAAUGAACAGUCAGCGAGACGUGUAACUCUGAAAGACUUAGUUAUUUGUGGAGCAUCAGAAUUUGUUGGAACUGCCGUUUUACUGUUUCUUUCGUGUACUGGAGCCACUUUGGAGAUCCAGGGGAUGCUACCGUUUUGCACGUUAGCAUGGCAGCUGGGCUGGCUGUAACAGUAGUCAUACAGAUGUUGGGGCACAUUUCUGGCGCUUACGUAAAUCCCGUAGUUACCCUCUCAGCGUACAUUCUGGGCGAAAUUAAUUUAAAACAAACAUUGCUGUACGUCGUUUGUCAAAUUAGCGGAUGCCUUUGUGGCACUGGAUUUCACAGGUUGCUGACCCCAGCAGGGGUGCUAAGUGGGGGUGAACGUGGAGUAUGUGUCAACACGCCUGGACGUGGGAUAAGUGAUCUCGAGGCCUUCGGCGUGGAAAUAAUAUUAACCAUUAUUUUGGUGAUAGCCAAUUGCUCCAGUUGGGAUAAAAGGAAUUCCCACAAAUCCGAUUCUGUUCCAAUAAAAAUCGGAUUGGUAGUUGUGGCGCUAAACGUAUCUGCGGCAGCAUAUACAGGAGCCAGCAUGAAUCCUGCUAGAAGUUUUGGGCCUGCUGUAUGGUCAUCAGAUUAUAAAUCUCACUGGAUAUAUUGGGCAGCCCCUACAAUAGGAUCGUUGGUUGCAAGUUACGCCUACAAAUACGUGUUUUUGGAGAGAAAUGAGUAGACAAAUACUAGAAGAUGUUCUUCCUCAGUAUUUAUUGUUUAUUUUAUUGUUGUCUCAGAAUCUCUGAGUUUAUUUUUAACCUGAGUUUAAUCAGUAUUAAUAUUUUAGUUGUAUUUAUAAAAAUGGGUAUAUUGUUUUUGUUGUACG
Messenger RNA from Diabrotica balteata, 877 nucleotides. NCBI's taxonomy places the organism in Eukaryota, Metazoa, Arthropoda, Insecta, Coleoptera, Chrysomelidae. The record is from the annotation of a GenBank genome assembly.